This is a messenger RNA of Salvia hispanica, 660 nucleotides long. RefSeq lists its product as uncharacterized. Gene Ontology annotation, cellular component: endoplasmic reticulum membrane; endoplasmic reticulum. The record is from RefSeq and is a predicted model, not a curated record. Gene Ontology annotation, biological process: intracellular protein transport; endoplasmic reticulum to Golgi vesicle-mediated transport. NCBI's taxonomy places the organism in Eukaryota, Viridiplantae, Streptophyta, Magnoliopsida, Lamiales, Lamiaceae.
AUUUAUAUCUCACUUCCAUACAUAACCGACUCAACGCACCGAAAAAGCAUCGAAGAUCGUCGAGAAGUUUGGCUAAUACAACACGAAGAAUUGAAUACCAGAGAAGAAAUGGCAUUGCAGUGGAUGAUUAUGGCGUAUCUGGUGGCAGCGGAGGCCGCGCUGGCCGUUGUCCUCACUCUUCCCUCGCCCAAAGCCAUACGAUCUCGGAUUGUGGCAGCCGUCUCGCUAAUUCUCAAGCCAGCACUCUUUAUCGUACCAUUUGCCGGAUUCCAGCUUCUCGAUAUAUACUGGAAGAAUGAGCAUCGGUUGAUGUGCACUGGAGAGGUCUGCACCGCCGCGGAGAGGAAUCGCUAUGAGAAAUCGAUGUACAAGUCUCAGAGGAAUGGAGUGCUGUGCGUUGCGGCUUGCCUCCUUUACUGGUGCAUCUUCCGCAUUUGCUGUUAUAAUAAACAGAUCGAACGCAUUGAGGAAGUCGAGAAGAGGAACAAGGAACACUAGUACAUAUCUUUCUCCAUCCAUUUUGUUUUUGUCAAAUGCGGGUAGAUGCGAGGCUGCAAAUGUCUCUAUGCUAGUUUUUCAUAUAUUUGUGUCUGUUGUUUAGCUCUAUAGUUUGUCUGACUCGUGGAUUCUGCAAAUAAAUAUAGUUGUUAUGUUAGCUCA